AUAAUGGUAAAAUUGUGUUCAUUCCUGAUUAUUACUUAUUUUAGGUAUUCACUUCAUAGGAACGUAGUUUCAGGAAGGGCUACAGAAUGGGAACAGGUUCAGAGGUUGGUAUAGAAAGGGAGGAAGGCAAUGGUGUUAGGAGAACUUUGAAGUGAACAGGAAGGAAAGUAAAGGAAAAGGUCUCACUUUGGUGGGGACCCUGUCUGGUUACGGAAAUAAAAGAGCUGGAGAAGGUACAGCGCAGGGCAGCGAGAUGGGAAGGGGACGAGGGAGAGAGACAGACUGUCAAUGAUGAUCUAGGAACCGGGUGUGUUGCAGCACAAUGGGCUCAGAAGAAAUUGAUGGAAUUGAUAUGGACCGAGUGCCCUUGGAUGCACUCAGCAUCCCCACGCGUCAGUUGCUCUCUAUGAUGCUGAAUCCCGUCAAGGUGAUACCUACUGAUGAUGACUUGCAAAGGGACUGGAGGGGGCUGGCCCACCUGGCGGGCCUGGGCGGCCAGCUCAUGCCGCUCCUGCGGGCCUCGGCCGACAGCACGGGCGACGUGCUCUCUCGGUGGCAGGACGGGACCGCGGGCCGGCUGGUGGCCGCCCUGGGCCGGCUCGACCGCUGGGACGUCGUCGACGACUCUGCCCAGCUGAUGGCCAAGGAUGCUGCAGCGUACGCAAGACUGCAGGAGCAUUCAGAAUCCUCUGCUCCUGUGCUGGAUGCUGAGGAGGACAGCCAGAUACUCACAGUCGGCGACGUCCAGCGACUGAAGCAAGGCCUGAAGCCACAGAACUACGAUGCCUUCCUCUUGUUUGCCGACGAGGACCAAGAUUUUGCAGAGGAAAUUGUAAAGCAGUUGGAAGAUGGAUACCAUUUUAAGCUGUGCGUGAAGCACCGGGACCUGGUGGGCGGCUUGGCUUUUGAGCACAAGGCGAUAAUGGACCUUAUCGCUGAGCGCUGCAACCGCCUCGUCGUCAUCAUCUCCGAGGACUUCCUGAGGAGCCAGGCCAACCAGUUCUUCGUGACGUUCGCACAGGCGCUGGGGAUCGAUCAGAGGCGUCGGAAGGUAGUGCCUAUCCUGUACAAACAGUGCAAGUUACCUGCAGACCUCAGCUACUACUUCCUCCUGGACUACACCCGGUCCGGGCGCUUGUGGGACUUCUGGAAGAAACUGUGCGACUCCAUUCACACCCCAGAGUCCAGAGCAUCGCUGGGACAACCGGAGCGUGAGGACACGGGACAGACGGACCGCAGCGAGGUGGAAGAGCAGAAGCUGGUCUCCAGCAGCGACUUGAAGCUGCCCUCCACGGUGACUGCCUCCGUCAGUGAACUCAACCUUUUGGAGACUCAGCCCCUUUCUAAGAAGUAUACUAGCAUGGAAAAUCUUGGUUCAAGGAGUUUCACAUCAAAGAUCAAGAAAGCCUUUAGGCCAUCAAAGUUACUAAAGCUGAAGAAAAAUAAAAAACAGGCAGCAUUAUCAUGACCCACGAGGAAGUUUGCACGUGCCAGCAUCAACUGCCUUGCAGUGCAGAGAAUUUUUGCAUAAGGGUGUAUAUUGCUUGGCUGGGAAGUCAGUCAACUGUGGGUGCGGUUUACGGCGGUGACCCAGUGUUAGGGUCUGGCUCUUAAGUGGUAUUACGUACGAUACAUUCAUAUUAAUAUUUUUAUACUGUCUGUUGCCAUAUCGCCAAUCUUUUAAAUGUCAUUUUAUAAAAUGUUCUUAGUUCUGUGCUCCUUAAGGCUCAGCUUCACCCACCAUUUUCAUGCCUUUUUCUUUUUUAAUUCCUACUGAAUACAUAUUACUAGUGAUGGGCACCAUCGAAUAAAAACUAUCUACUGAAUCGAUAGUUCAAAACUAUUUGCAACUAACAAGAAAAUGUUGAUUAAAAUUAGUCAUUAUAGUCAUCCACUUGUUCCAGGCCAUUCGGUAUGUUUUUUUUUUGUGUAGUUUACAGUUUUACAAUUACAAUGCAAGCCAUGUCUUAAGAGGUAAUACCAUUAUUCAAUUCAUGAGGUUAGUUUUGUAAGAUGGUUUUAAGCCCAGCAAUACAGUUAUAGUUUAUUAUAAAUAAUUUUUUUUUUCAUUACUUUGUGCUCUCAGUUAAAAUUUUUUUGAAAUGUUUGCAUUAUCAGUAGAAUAAAUUUAAACAAUAUUAACAGCACAAAUGAAACAUAAGCUAGCUGAAUUUCUUUAAAUAUCAUGGUUUUAGUCGUUAUAAAAAUUGCCUUUGUUCCCAAUAUCAGCUGUUUCCUAUUUACUUUACCAAUAAUUACAAAUAAUUUUCAGAUAUAAUACCUAUGGAGCUUGUAAAUAAACUGAAUCAAACAUGACAGUUCCCUGGGCACAAAAGUGCGACUCUCUAUACUGUUUUACCAGAGUAGGGUAAAGCAUUCCACUUACUGUAUUUACCCACAUAUGGAUCACAUAUUUUAGGCCAAAUUUUAGUGUAAAAAAGUGUACUGCAACCCAUAUGUGAAUUUUGGGUUUACAAAAAAAUAAUAUUGUGCUGUAUGGUUGAAUGUGUGUAAAUAACUAACCUAUGUUGAUUCAAAAAAAUAUUCAAUAAGUAUAAAUUGUUUAAUCAAAAUAUCUCGGCAGUCAAACGAAGUUCCGUGAACAGCGCAGGUAACGUGUCUGCUGCGCUGCAAGGACGCUGAUAAGAAAAUCUAAAAGUAAAACAGCCAAGAGAGAGCAAAAGUGUUUGAAUGUGUGCGAGGUCAUAUAGCAGUGUUGAAGGUUUUCCCUCCCUCUCUUUGUAAAUUUCCUGUGAACUGGCACCCACACAAUUAACAUGUCUAUCUUGACAGGUGUCCAUGAUGCAACUGUGCCUAAUCUUUUGAGAUUUCCACACGAGCACCUUUCAUAUUCCUUCAGCCUCGCAGUAAACUCCGCGCUAGUUUUUAUUGAUGGAACUGACCGAGUAGUUUGCCACCUCUUCUCUCUCAGCACUAAAGGGAUGGGUAAAUAAAGUAAAAUGCAAUGGAGGAAAGGGAAAUAACGGUAUAAAAACCAUUGCCUUCUCCGGCAUGGUGGGUGAAGCCAGCAGCAUAAAUGAUUUAACAGUUGCAAUGGAUGAUGAUGUAAUGACCAAAAGUUUGUGUUAUACAAAAUAUAUUACAUUAUUAUAAAUUGUGUUAAUGUGUACAGAACUGUUUUAUAUAUAUAGAAAUACAUUUGUUUUUUUUAAA
Molecule: messenger RNA, 3174 nt
Organism: Bacillus rossius redtenbacheri
Lineage: Eukaryota; Metazoa; Arthropoda; Insecta; Phasmatodea; Bacillidae
Gene: Myd88
Product: myeloid differentiation primary response protein MyD88
Exons: 9
Coding region: 323-1468 (381 amino acids)
Biological process (GO): positive regulation of canonical NF-kappaB signal transduction; Toll signaling pathway; innate immune response
Cellular component (GO): plasma membrane
Molecular function (GO): Toll-like receptor binding; TIR domain binding
Source: RefSeq, a predicted model, not a curated record